AUGUAUGCAAACAUCCGUGAUACAUUGAAGGAAACUGUAGGAGAUGAUAUAUCUCAAUAUGGUGGAUUCAUUGAUAAAGAAACAAGGAGAAAAAUGAAGAGUGAAUCAACAAAAUAUGGAGAAAAAGCCAGACGAGCUACUGAGAGAAACCCCGAAGCAGGAGCAUCUAUGGUACUUCAUAAAGAUUCAGCAUGGAAGGAAAGCUGGAAUAAGUUUAAAGAAAAUAAUCCAGUUAUGCGAGGCAUAUUUAACAUGAAAAGGAAUUAUGAAGACAGUGACAAUGUCAUCAUUUCAUUUACUAGAGAAUUCACAGAUCGUAUUUCAUAUACAUUAGGAUCAUUAUUUCAAGAGAAUGAAACGGCACAGGCGAUUACACAAUUAAAAAUGAUAGAUCCAGGAUUUAACAUUGAAGAGUUUAUGAAAGAAUUAAGGGAGUUUAUUAUACCAGAAAUAAUGGAGGCAUAUCUAAAAGGAGAUAUGGAAACUUUAAAAAUAUGGUGUUCAGAAGCA
This is a messenger RNA of Racocetra persica, 510 nucleotides long. The record is from the annotation of a GenBank genome assembly. Lineage: Eukaryota; Fungi; Glomeromycota; Glomeromycetes; Diversisporales; Gigasporaceae.